Apus apus (common swift) is the source of this 2706-nucleotide messenger RNA. It is a transcript of the gene HYCC1, whose product is annotated as hyccin PI4KA lipid kinase complex subunit 1. The transcript is spliced from 12 exons. Gene Ontology annotation, cellular component: plasma membrane. The record is from RefSeq and is a predicted model, not a curated record. The coding region runs from base 81 to 1469 and encodes 462 amino acids. Gene Ontology annotation, biological process: protein localization to plasma membrane; phosphatidylinositol phosphate biosynthetic process. NCBI's taxonomy places the organism in Eukaryota, Metazoa, Chordata, Aves, Apodiformes, Apodidae.
ACUCCCUUCCUUCUUCCUUCAGCUUCAUAUACUGAGAAUGACAUUAUAAGGGUUGAAGCUUUUGGAACAGAUGCUGGAAGAUGUUAGCUGUGGAUACAGGGGUUGUGGAGGAGUGGUUGUCAGAAUUCAAGACACUGCCAGAAGCAUCCAUAUCCAGCUAUGCUGCAAACUUGAAAGACAAGAGCGCUUUGAUUUCAUCUCUUUACAAAGUAAUUCAGAAUCCACAGAGUGAACUUCUAGAGCCAGUUUGCCAUCAGCUCUUUGAGUUCUAUCGCAGUGGUGAGGAACAAUUGUUACGAUUUACGCUGCAGUUUCUGCCGGAACUGAUCUGGUGCUAUCUUGCUGUCUCAGCCAGCAGAGAUUUGCACAGCAGUGGAUGCAUAGAGGCUCUUCUCCUAGGAAUUUAUAAUUUGGAGAUAGUUGACAAAGAGGGACAUAGCAAAGUGCUGAGUUUCACAAUUCCGUCUUUGUCCAAGCCUUCAGUCUAUCAUGAACCUUCCAGCAUUGGUUCAAUGGCUCUCACCGAAGGAGCUUUAUCACAGCAUGGUUUGUCCAGGGUUGUAUACAGUGGACCUCAUCCUCAGAGGGAGAUGUUAACAGCACAGAACAGGUUUGAAGUGCUGACUUUCCUUCUACUCUGUUACAAUGCUGCCUUAAGCUACAUGCCUGCAGUUUCUCUUCAGUCGUUGUGUCAAAUUUGUUCAAGAAUUUGUGUCUGUGGAUAUCCUCGCCAAAAAGUGAGAAAGUACAACGGAGUCAACAGUAGGAUUCCAGUUUCAUCUGAGUUCAUGGUGCAAAUGCUAACAGGGAUUUAUUAUGCCUUUUAUAAUGGAGAAUGGGAUCUGGCUCGUAAAGCUAUGGAUGACAUUUUGUAUAGAGCACAGCUGGAACUGUAUCCAGAACCUCUGCUGGUUGCUAAUGCAAUAAAAGCUUCACUGCCUCAGGGCACCAUGAAAUCUAGUAAAGAAGGUACAAGAUGCAUUCAGGUUGAAAUUACACCUACUUCAUCCAGGAUAUCAAGAAAUGCUGUGACUAGCAUGUCUAUCCGAGGGCACAGAUGGAAAAGACAUGGUAACACUGAUGUAGCAAAUGAAGAAGAUCUGAUAGAAGUAUCUGAAACUGAUGAAGGGUUUUACUCUAGGGCUACUUCUAGUACAAGUCAGUCUGCCCUAUCUACCAGCAGUAACACGAGCAAUAAGAACAUUUUAGGGAAGAGCCAGCGAAGGUCUGGAGGAAGCAAAGCUGGAGGAAAAGAAAAAGAAGGAGAAACCUGCAGAGAACACUUGUCACGAAAACAAACUCAGAGAGCCAUGAGUGAGAAUCUAGAGCUUGUCUCUUUGAAGAGAUUGACACUGACAACUAGCCAGUCCCUGCCUAAACCUGGCAGCCAUAGUCUGGCCAGAACGACCACUACUGUGUUUAGUAAAUCCUUUGAACAGAUUCUCAAGUAUCAGGCACAAAGCUACUAAUUGAAAUGUUGCUGUCAUCAAUAUUUUUAUUAUUUUGAGGGAAGAGAUGUGCUUAUGUAACAGUAUUAUGCAGGAAAUAAGGUAUGAGCCCUUUGCACUGAACCAAGCAAAUCAGGAAUGUGAAUAUGUUUAACAUAAACUACUUACUUGAGACUAAGAGAAUACUACCAAAGGAUGUGUACUUUCAAUAACUUGCAAGCACAAAGGGGGAAAUUACAGUGUAAAUAUAACUAGCACUGCCAUUGCUAGGUUUUUGUAUCUAGGUUUUUUCUAGUUUGAAAUGCUAAAACAGCAGCUUGUUCAAGGUUACCUAACCUUUAACCUUUCAUUGGUUUGGUGACAUUUUUUGAUACCAACUUUUAAUUUUAAUUAAAAAUGGACAUUAAAACUGCUUAUGCAGAAAUUUGGAGAAGCAAUAGCUGACAAAACCACUCCAGUAACAGUGUUUAGCUGAUAAACAGACAAUAUAUUAUUAUGAGUGGAGAAAUAGGAUGAAGAUGGAAGGCAUAGUUAUUCCCAGCUGUCCAGAUUCCUGCAGCUAGUGAUUCCUUAUUGUCAAGAAACUUGUAACAGAACAAACACUAAAAUUUUGGAGGACUUUCCUAUUUGCCUGGAGAUAAGUUUAGAUAACCCUGUUUUGACUUAAACUGAAGCACAAUUUUUUAGCAGUUAUUCAGGUUUAUAGUAAUUAAUAAGAUGGUUAAUGAAAUUAGGAGACAUAGUUGAUAGAGACAAGUUGUAUAAUUUUACUACUUAGAUUGCAGACCAGGUGUGCACAUUUCUUCAUAUUCACCAAAGUAUGUGGAAUAGCUUAUCAGCCUGCACAUGUUUAUCUUCACUUGUGAGCUGGAGUUUAAAUUAAUAUGUCACACUUGUUAUGUUCUUCAGUUUCUUGUGUGACAGGUCUAUUCUAGUAGUUCCACCAUUUUACAGUGGAGUUCUUAAGUGUACAUGAAGACUUAACAUUCCUAAUGCAUAAGCCACAAGAUUGUCUUACUUAGUGUUUAAUACUUAGACCAGUGAAAUAAUCUGGUUCUUUGCAGCUGUAUGUGUUUGUUAUUGUAAAUACUUUGUACAGCAGAAAAAAUUUUCUCUUUUUUUUACCAGUUUUUCUGCAAUACAUAUUGAACAGCACAUUUUUUUCAGAUUGACUUCAUACGGGUGGCUGCUGGACCACUGCUGCAUAACCACAGGCAGCAGAAGGGGGUUGGGCAGCUGGUAGCAGACAUUGGCUGGC